Molecule: messenger RNA, 882 nt
Organism: Emiliania huxleyi CCMP1516
Lineage: Eukaryota; Haptophyta; Isochrysidales; Noelaerhabdaceae
Product: monoamine oxidase
Exons: 5
Coding region: 1-882 (293 amino acids)
Molecular function (GO): oxidoreductase activity
Source: RefSeq, a predicted model, not a curated record
AUGGUCUUCGGCGCCCAUCCCGACAGGAUCAGCAUGCUCUUCUUCCUCUCGUACGUCAAGGCGGCGGGCGGGCUGGUGCAGCUCCUCGAGACCCGCGGCGCGGCGCAGGACUCGACCCUGCGGGGCGGGGCGCAGCAGCUCAGCGAGCGGCUCCGCGGGGCGGUCGAGGCGGCGGGUGGGGAGGUUCGCCUCGGAGCGCAGGCCGAGCGAGUCGUGGCCGUCGGUCCCAGCGGCUCGCUCCUCGGGGUGGAGUGCCGCGGCGGCGGCCCGACCCUCCGAGCCCGGGCCGUCGUGGUCGCGCUCUCUCCCAAGGUUGCGCUCGAGAGCAUUUGCUUCGAGCCCCGCCUCCCCGAGCGCCGGCGGCAGCUCGUCGGGCAGCUCGCGCUUGGCGCCAAGUUCGUCCUCGUCUACGAGACGGCGUGGUGGCGCGGCGGCGGCCUCUCGGGCAGCAGCAUCUGCUCCGACGCGAGCGAGGAGUGGCCCAUCUUCGCCACGUUCGACUACGUGCACGAGGCGCACGGCGAGCAGCGGCGACUGCACGCGUGCGUCGGCCGCAUGCUUGCGAGCGGGCGCGACAGCGAGGCGGCGGCGCGCCCCCCGCAGUGCGUCGAGUUCCUCGAGAGGCAGUGGAGCGAGGACGGCUUCGCGCGCGGCUGCCCCGUCGACCUCGUCCCCGCCGGGCUGCAGCCGGCCGGCCCGCCCUCCUGGAACGUCGCGCUGGCGCGGCCGUGCGAGGCACGCCUCUUCUUCGCGUCCACGGACACGGCGACGAGCUGGACGGGGUACAUGGAGGGCGCAGUGCAGGCCGGCGGGCGCGCCGCGAAGGAGUCAAUUUCCACCGCACGCUGCAGCUUCCCUUGGAUGGCCGCCGCACGUUCGUGA